UUUAUAGUUGAAGUCUCUUCAGAUUUUGCUUCUAACACCAACCUUUUUUUUUUUUUUUUUUUUUUGAAACUUUUUUCUCACUUCAGUGAGCAUAGCAUUAGUGAGGCAGUGACCACCAAUAAGGCACCUCCUCUUCAUAAACUCAAUAACCCAAUAGAAUUACUAGCACCCAUUAACCGUCAGAUCACACCUAAGAAUUACAGGCGUCGUCUUCUCCGCCUAUGAUUAUAAUCUCUUUCAUUUUCAAUUUCAAUUUUUUGAAUUGAAUUGUAAAAACAAACACCCCCUUAAUUUAUUUUUAUGGAUGAACUUCAAAUCCAGGUUGCACAAGCUGUUAAUGUAUUGAACCACGAUUCUCAAUCUUGUAAUAGAGUUGCUGCUAAUCAAUGGCUGAUUCAAUUUCAACAAUCCGAUGCUGCUUGGGAGGUUGCCACUUCUCUUCUCACUUCUUCUUCUCACCUCCCGCCUUAUUUCUCCGAUUUCGAAGUCGAAUUCUUUGCUGCCCAGAUUCUUAAACGCAAGAUACACAACGAGGGUUACUACUUACAAUCGGGAGCAAAGGAUGCGUUGUUGAAUGCUCUUUUGGUGGCUGCUAGAAGAUUUAGUUCAGGACCUCCACAGCUUUUAACUCAGAUAUGUCUGGCACUCUCUGCACUUGUGCUCCAUGCAGCAGAGUAUAGGCAACCAAUUGAACAACUUUUCUACAAUCUUCAAAAUUUUCAAACACAGGAAAACGGCAACGUUGCUGUUUUGGAAAUGCUGACUGUUUUGCCGGAAGAAGUAGUUGAGGAUCAAAGUACUGAUAGUAGCAUAAAUUUUGCACAGAGGUCUCAGUAUACUAGAGAGCUUUUAUCACAUACUUCAAUGGUCCUUGAGUUCCUGAGGCAGCAAUCAGAGAUAAGGUUCGAAGAUACCAACCAGAUGCAUGAAAGGAAUAGGAAGAUAUUGCGGUGCUUACUCAGCUGGGUCCGAGUUGGAUGCUUCUCUGAAAUUCCUUGUGGCUCAUUGUCUUCUCAUCCUCUUCUGAAUUUCGUGUUCAAUUCUUUACAGGUUUCAUCUUCCUUUGAUCUGGCUGUUGAAGUUCUUGUUGAGCUUGUGAGUCGCCAUGAGGAUCUACCUCAGGUUUUAUUGUGUAGAGUUCAGUUUUUAAAGGAUGCUCUACUUCGUCCAGCACUAGGCAACGGAGAUGAAAAAAUUAUUAGUGGAAUUGCAUGCUUGAUGUCAGAAAUUGGUCAGGCUGCACCCUCUUUGAUCGUAGAUGCAAGCUCAGAGUCUCUGAUCUUAGCAGAUGCACUGUUAAGCUGUGUGGCUUUUCCUAGUGAAGAUUGGGACAUUGCAGAUUCAACAUUGCAGUUCUGGGGUAGCCUUGCCAGUUAUAUACUUGCUAUCAAUGCGGAUGAGAGAAAAAGAAGGGAACAUAUAGAGAAAAUGUUUUUCCCUGUGUUCUCAGCCUUACUUGAUGCACUGCUGCUGCGUAAUCAGAUUGAUGAAUCUGCUUAUGAUGGAGAUGGUGGAAGCAGUGAGUUGCCUGAUGGUCUUGCAAAUUUCAGAAUGAACUUGGCUGAACUUCUGAUGGAAAUUUGUCACUUUUUAGGACCUGCUACGUACAUACAAAAGGUUUUCCUCGGUGGUUGGAUGUCUGGAAACAUGCCCAUACCAUGGAGGGAGAUAGAAGCCAAAAUGUUUGCACUUAAUGCGGUUGCUGAAGUGGUCAUACAGGAGAGUGUAAAGUUCGAUUUCUCCGUUAUUAUGCACUUGGUGACAAUUCUAUCCAACGGGACAUCUAAUGAACCUAAAGGAUUCAUGUGUAUUGUGUACAGAUCACUUGCUGAUGUUAUUGGAUCCUAUUCAAAGUGGAUAUCCACUCUUCAAACAAAUGCUAGACCCCUGCUAUUGUUUCUUGCAGCUGGGAUUUCACAGCCUCUCUCUGCUAGUGCAUGUGCAUCUGCCUUGCGUAAAAUAUGUGAAGAUGCAUCUGCAAUAAUGUUUGAGCCUUCCAAUUUGGAGAUAUUAAUCUGGAUUGGAGAGGGUCUGGAAAAGCAGCAUUUACCACUAGAAGAUGAGGAAGAAGUUGUUGGUGCUAUUGCUCUUGUUGUUGGCUUUCUUCCUAGUAAUGAGCUGAAGAACAACGUGUUAACUAGAUUACUUUCUUCUUGCUAUGAUGUCAUUGGGAAACUUGUUAAUGAUGAGAAGCAUGGAUUGAGGCAGAACCCAGCUGCUUAUACACAAAUCUUGAAUUCUGCCUCCAGGGGAUUGCACAGGAUAGGAACACUGCUUAGUCAUCUGGCUGCACCACUUUCUGCUGGCUCUACUGCAGAUGAUCCACUUCUUGUAAUGUUAAGCAUAUUUUGGCCAAUGAUUGAGAAACUAUUUAAAUCAGAAUACAUGGAAAAUGGCAGCUUGUCAGCAGCUGCUUGCCGAGCACUUUCCCAAGCUAUUCAUUCAUCAGGCGAACAUUUCACAGCGCUGUUGCCCACAGUUUUAGACUGCUUAUCUACAAACUUCAUCUCUUUCCAGAAUCAUGAAUGUUAUAUCAGAACAGCUUCCAUCAUUGUUGAAGAAUUUGGUCAUAGGGAGGAAUAUGGAUCUCUAUUCAUCUGCACAUUUGAGAGAUUCACCAAUGCAGCAUCAGUCACUGCACUUAAUUCGUCUUACAUAUGUGAUCAGGAGCCCGAUCUGGUGGAGGCCUUUGUUAGUUUCACAUCUAGUUUUGUUCGUGUAUCUCCUAAGAAGGUAUUGGCAGCAUCUGGUUCCUUACUAGAAGCAUCCCUACAAAAAGCAGCAAUAUGUUGCACAGCCAUGCAUCGUGGUGCUGCUCUUGCUGCUAUGUCAUACAUGUCAUGCUUAUUGGAGGCUGCUUUGACCUCAUUGCUAGAAUCUAUGACAAAUAUGUCUGAAGAAGCUUUCAGUGGUGUGGCCAUUCAAGUUAUAUGCAAUAGUGGUGAAGGAAUUGUCUCAAAUGUGUUGUACGCUUUGCUUGGGACCUCUGCAAUGUCAAGGGUUCACAAAUCUGCAACAAUUUUACAACAAUUAGCUGCAGUUUGUUGUUUAAGCGAGAGAACAUCUUUGUCAUCAGUUCUUUGUUGGGAAACCCUGCAUGGAUGGCUUCAUUCAGCGGUACAUGGGAUGCCUGUUGAGUACUUGAAGCAAGGUGAAGCGGAUACUUUAGUCCCAAAUUGGCUGAAGGCCCUAGCAGCUGCAGCCUCUGAUUAUCUAGAAAGUAAAACAUGCAAUGGAAUAAAGACAGAUUAUGGGCAUGGCCAUAUGCAAGGUAAAGGUGGAAGGAUACUGAAACGUUUGGUACGUGAAUUUGCUGAUAGUCAUCGUAAUCUACCGAAUUUUACUUGAGAUGGCCGGUGAUGUUGCCAACUAAACUUGGGUCUGUGAAGCCUGGAUUAUUGCACCAAGACUGACCCUUCCUUAUAAUGGUGAUACUAGUGCUUCAGAAAGCUGUCGUAUCUUCAAUGCAAAAUGAAGCAGUGAUCCAUGCAUAUUUCUUCCUUCAAAAUUCCAAUCAUUGUACAGCAUUAUUUCCCCGAUUUUUGUAUUCUUGGGGGUUCAGCAGCCAAAUUUUGAUCCUACAUAAUUCAACAUCAAUUUCCCUCCGUUAACAUCGUGUAAUUUUGGGUCUUAGGUAAGAAUGCAUCCAUGAAACCACCCCGAGCCCCUAUCAUUGGAGCUUUGAGAGGUGAGUUGUGAGAUUGUAUAAACUAGUGGAAGUACUCAAGUACUGUCCACAAAUGAAGCACUUACCAAUGUAAUGAGGGCAUUUUUUUUGGAUGUUCUGAGAGCAUUCAAAUGGAGAAUUGUGAUAUAAACGGUAUGUUUAUUUAUUUUUAUUUUUAUUUUUAUUUUUUAAAAAAAAAAAAAAAUUUGGAGGGGCAAGGCCUCAAAUCUAUAGAAUAAAUCUAGAGUCAACAAUUCACCACAAUCCUAAACCCCACUCAUAUUCUACGUAUUUUAUUUUUAUUUUUAAGGAAAAAAAAAUAACUAUCCAUCAUUCUAUCCCAUUAACUUCCCAAUUUUUUUAAUUUUUUUUCAAGGGACUCCAUUAUUUUUUAUUUUUUCUUUAAAUAAGGAGACUCCAUUAUUUAAUACAAGUAAUUUGUACGUAGUUUUCCUUUCACGAAUUAUGUAUCCUUUGUAUUAGCACGGGUACACAAUGCGUUUUAAUAAAAAUAAUAAUCAAGUCCUUUAAAAAAAAAAAUCCUGGUAAAGCCACUCUUACUGUCUUAUCUUACAUGAUUCUACUAAGUUCCACAGGGUGAUAAAAGAUUUAAACACUCUAAUUGCUUGGCCAACACCUUUAGCAAGACGACGUUGAUAGAGCAGUGCUAAAUUC
Messenger RNA from Chenopodium quinoa (quinoa), 4342 nucleotides. RefSeq names its product transportin MOS14-like. Bases 301 to 3348 code for a protein of 1015 amino acids. The transcript is spliced from 24 exons. Lineage: Eukaryota; Viridiplantae; Streptophyta; Magnoliopsida; Caryophyllales; Amaranthaceae. Gene Ontology annotation, biological process: protein import into nucleus. The record is from RefSeq and is a predicted model, not a curated record. Gene Ontology annotation, cellular component: nuclear membrane; cytoplasm.